Messenger RNA from Chelonus insularis, 390 nucleotides. RefSeq lists its product as uncharacterized. The record is from RefSeq and is a predicted model, not a curated record. NCBI's taxonomy places the organism in Eukaryota, Metazoa, Arthropoda, Insecta, Hymenoptera, Braconidae. The coding region runs from base 1 to 390 and encodes 129 amino acids. The transcript has a single exon.
AUGUGGAAACAAUUUACGUUGCGACGUUAUUACAAUAACAAUAAACUUAAAGUUCAACAAAACAUGAAGAAGACUAAAUUUAAGGUUGGGAACAAAGUACGCAUAAGUAAAUAUAAGCAUGGCUUUGAGAAGGGAUACACCCAUAAUUGGACAAGUGAAAUCUUUAAUGUAAGUCAAGUAUUGAGCACUGAUCUAGUAACCUACAAGCUUGUCGACUAUGACGAUCAACCGAUUGAAGGAGGUUUUUAUCAAAAAGAAUUGCCUAAGGUUCAUUACCCUGAUAUUUAUUUGGUAAAAAAAGUUCUGAAAAAACGUGGUAAUCAAGCUUUCGUCAAGUGGUUAGGAUUCGAUAAAAUACGCUAUAGCUGGAUUAACAAAAAAGAUUUUUAA